GACAGGGGAGGAGGAAUGGAAGGGAGAAGGAGGAAGUGAAGGGGGAGGAUAAUGAGAAGGGGGAGGAGGGACUGACUGGCAACCAACUGGCAACACCGAGCUGAUCUUUGGAGCUGACCGCAGGUCCAGCUGAAGGAAGCGAGAGGAGAGGCGAGGACAGGAGCUCCUCUAUAAUCUUUGUACAGGAGAGGAGAGGAGAGGAGAGGAGAGAGCCGGAGGAUGUGUGCGCCGGAGGGGAGCGCCUUCCUGCACGUCGUGCUGCUGUUCGGCGUGUGCAUGGCGGUGACGUGCAGCGGCCUGAUGGACGGCGUGUGGACCGAGCUGGGCUACGAACACUACGCCGAGCGGCCGCGGUCCUGGCUGCCGCCAUUGCUGGCCAUGCCGGCCAACUCGCUGGUCAACCUGGGCUACGUGGUUCUCGGGGCGCUGUGGCUGCGGCAGAAGGUGCCCGGGGGCGGCGGCUACCACAAGGACGCGUUCGCCUGGAUGGUGCUGGCCUACGGGCCGGUGCAGUGGGCGCGGAUCGCCUCGCAGGCCCAGCGGGCGGCCGUGCUCGACCAGUGGCUGACGCUGCCCAUCUUCGCCUGGGUGCCGGUCUGGGUGUCCUACCUGCUGGAGGAGGCCGGCGGAGGAGGAGGCAGGAGCCGCUUCCCCGGAGCGCUGCCCGUCGAGGCGGCCUCGCUCGCCAGCUACGGCCUGGCGCUGACCCACCGCCGCGGCUUCGAGCUGGCGCUGGGCCUACACGUCGCGGCCGCCGUGGUGGCCGGUCUGGCGGCUCAGCGUUGCCUGGGCGACGCCGUGUCUCGGCGGCACCUGCUGCUCGCCGUCGCCUCCUGCUCCGGCUUCGUGGCGCUGAAGCUCCUGGACCUGCCGCUGGCUCGCCUGGACCCCGGGCUCGGCCUCCUCUCCGGCCCGCUGACCGGACACUUCUGGUCCAAGCUCUGCGACCUGUUGCAGAUCCACUACACCCUCUGCUUCAUGCAGCACCUCUCGCUGCGGAAGCAGACGGAGCACAAGCAGCGCUGAUUUGUUUUUUUAAAGUUCCAAAAUCCAUUUUUUCCACACAAAAAAAACGCAGGUACUACAAUGCAAUCACAAUGUGUCUCUCACAUUCAUUGUGUCAGCAAAUCGCUGCAUUUUAUUUGCAACGAAUCAAUGCCACUGUUUGUGCAAGUGCUUUGUCACAUACAGCAAUGGAACGGCCUAUUAUCCCCAGCCAUAGCGUAAUAGAGUGGAAACAGGUCCUUCGGCCCAACUUGCCCCGACUAUACUAGUCCCACUACCCGAGUUGCGUUUGGCCCAUAUAUAUACCUCAAACGUAUCCUAUCCAUGCACUUGUCCUAAUGUUUUUUAAUCGUGAUAGUACCUGGCUCAACUUUCUUCUGCAGCUUGUUCCAUAUACCUACCACCCUUUGUGUAAAAAAAGUUGCCCGGUCAGGUUCCUAUUAAAUCUUCCCUCUGCCACCCCGCCUUAAACCUGCCUCCUCUGUUUUUUUUAAUUCCCCUACUCUGGGUAAAAGAUUCUGCAUUUACCCUAUCUAUUCCUCUCAUGAUCUUAUACACCUCCAUAAGAUUAUCCCUCAUCCUCCUACGCUCCAAGGAAUAAAGUCAUGUAACGAAACAAAACAUAUGUUUCACUGUGAAAUAGCCAAUUAAAUAGUUCUGAAUAUCUGGAAUACCAAUGGAAUACCAUCUCUUGAUGAUACAUCCACCCAUAACUGGCAGCAACAGCAACUUGGCCAGAUUUCUACUGUGACAACUUGGACUGCCCAUGUUGCCUCAACGAUUGACGUUUUGUGGCUCCAAACUGAGAUGGGGAAAACAAGUUUGAAAUUUUAAGUGUCCUUUGCUUAUCCUGCAUUUUUUCUUCUGCUUACAGGUACCAAAUGACUCCCUGUUGUAGAACUAUAAUGCGAGAUAGUGGAGGUUGGGGCAGUACUAUAAUAGUUUAAUUUACCAAUGCAAAAAUGUCAUUGUGAUUGCUAAUCAUUGUGAAAUGCUAAAAGUCAUUGUGACAAUUGCAUUGUCAAUUGAAUGAGUCUACCCCUAUGGAUAAGACAGACACAAUGUGGGAACAUCUUAUUGAGCAUCCUCUCGGCACAUUAAGAAUGGCUACUGAUUAACAUGCCCAAGGCAAAUUAAUUCCAGAGAAAGAUGAAACCUGCAUCCCAAUGAAAGUUGGUAACUGCCGCCUAUAAUUGUGGCCUACAACUUAAAACUAAAAUGAGUUAAAUCUUUCAGUUGUUUAGUUACAUGACUUUCUCAGAAUCAUAGAGUUAUACAGCACAGAAACAGGCUGCCUAUGCCGUCCAAGAUGCCACCAUCUACGCUAGUCACACCUGCCCACGUUUGGCCGAGAGCCCUCUAAACCUUUCCUUUCCAUGAGCCUGUCCAAAUGCCUUAAAUGUUGUUUAUAGUUCCUGGUUCAGCUACCUCUUCUGGCAGCUCAUUCCAUAUACCCACCAUCCUUAGUAUGAAAAUGUUGCCUCUGGUUCAUAUUAAAUCUUUCCCCUCUCACCUUAAAUCUAUGUUCUCAGGUUCUUGAUUCCCUUACUCUGGGUAAAAUAUUCUGUACAUUCACCCUAUCUAUUCCCCUCAUGAUUUUAUACAACGCAAUAGGAUCACCCCUCAGCCUCUUGCGCAAAGAGGAAUAAAGUCCUAGGCUGCCCAACCUCUCCAUGUAGCUCAGGCCCAUCUGUUAAUAUUCUAUUUGUACUCUGUAAUCUCUUGUUAAACUGUGAAAUAAGAAAAUACUUCCAUUUAACUGCAAUCAAUGAAAUAAUAAAUUCCUGAAAAUGCU
Messenger RNA from Amblyraja radiata (thorny skate), 2800 nucleotides. RefSeq names its product transmembrane protein 187 (gene tmem187). Lineage: Eukaryota; Metazoa; Chordata; Chondrichthyes; Rajiformes; Rajidae. The record is from RefSeq and is a predicted model, not a curated record. The transcript has a single exon. Bases 220 to 1026 code for a protein of 268 amino acids. Gene Ontology annotation, cellular component: transport vesicle.